CCUCUAAACGGGCAACGUUAACGAACGAACUGUAUUUUCAUUUGAGCUACCUGGUUGUUCGGUAUAUGCUGGUACGAAUCGAAGUGCUUACAGGGCUGCGGGUAAUAACCGUAUUCAAUCCCUACUAGAAAUAGACUAUUCCAUAACGUUGUCACCGUACUGUGCUUCAAUGACGAUCUCUAAGUGAUACAAAUUUGAUAUUUGUGCACAAGAAAUUUUGCUGGCGCAGCAGCAGCUUUAACAGAUUGGAGAAAUAAGCUAUCAGAACUGCAAAACGUUCCCAGUCACAAGAGGAAAUUAAGUUCAGCUUUAAGCGUGUUGGCUUCAGCAACUUUACAGUAGAUUUCCAAUGAUGCGUAAGGAUCUACGGAGAGCAACGAUAUGUUGUGGAUCAUGGUUCAUCCUUAUAGCCGUACUGCUACGGUUCACAGUACCAUCAGAUACUGCUUCACAUGGAUACAGUCAGUUUGUUUAAUGUUGGACUACGUAUUUAGUAGUUUUAUAACAUCAUACGCUACAAAUAGAAGGCAAAAAUUGCUUAUAAUCCGUAUGAAAUACGUAACCUUGUUGGUUACCGAUUAUGCUCAGCCCAACUCAGUUCGACACUCAUGCGAAAAUUUUAACAAAAAUCGUUGUACCUAUUUAGUCCUUAAUUACGACGAGGCUACUCAGGAGAAAGUAAUCGAAGCGUUUAGCGGACUUGGCUUCACAGAUGACUGCAUGGAUUACCUUAAGGCUGCUGCUCACGUAAUGAGGAGGAUUCGAUCGAGCCGUCACGUUACAAUAGCCCGAGAACUGUGCUCCUAGGAAUCGCAAACACCCUGAUGGAGGCUCCAGCUAACAGCACACACUCCUGUCUUCAAUGCCUGCCCGUCGACAACAUUAGAUAAAGUAACGGCGCAAAAAAAGACAACGUAUCGUUGGUGGGUGUGUGGUUGAGUUGCAUCUACGAUUCGCUAAUUUUAGGAUAAGCCUCACCAAAACUAAUAUUAUACAAUAAAUAUAUGUGUAUGCACAGUUGGAGUGCAUAUAUGUCUAGACGUCCGAAACUGUUUGUUUUUAUAUAUAUAUAUAUAUAUAUAUAUUCAUGAUAAAUGGCUUAGAAAUGAAAUAUAACAGUCGAUCUAGCUAUUUACUCAAUAAGUAUGUCUGUGUGCGGUCCUGUCGCGUUUAGUUACUGCACAAGA
Varroa destructor (honeybee mite) is the source of this 1187-nucleotide messenger RNA. RefSeq lists its product as uncharacterized. The record is from RefSeq and is a predicted model, not a curated record. NCBI's taxonomy places the organism in Eukaryota, Metazoa, Arthropoda, Arachnida, Mesostigmata, Varroidae.